Monoraphidium neglectum is the source of this 1296-nucleotide messenger RNA. RefSeq names its product 5'-3' exoribonuclease 1. The record is from RefSeq and is a predicted model, not a curated record. Gene Ontology annotation, cellular component: nucleus. Gene Ontology annotation, biological process: nuclear-transcribed mRNA catabolic process. The transcript is spliced from 12 exons. The annotation marks the transcript as partial. Lineage: Eukaryota; Viridiplantae; Chlorophyta; Chlorophyceae; Sphaeropleales; Selenastraceae. Gene Ontology annotation, molecular function: RNA binding; 5'-3' RNA exonuclease activity.
AUGGGGAUUCCCAAGUUCUACCGGUGGCUCUCUGAGCGCUACCCGCUGCUUAACAUGUCGGUGGCGGCGACAGAGGCGCCGCCAGAGAUCGACAACCUUUACUUGGAUAUGAAUGGCAUCAUCCACAACUGCACGCACGCCAAUGACCCCAAUCUGAAGCUGACGGAGACGGAGAUGGUGGUGCGCAUAUUCACAUACCUGGACAAGCUGAUUCAGAUUAUCAAACCGCAGAAGCUGGUGUUCAUGGCCAUCGACGGCGUCGCCCCUCGGGCCAAAAUGAACCAGCAGCGGGCUCGGCGCUUCAAGUCGGCCAAGGAGCGGGAGGCGCGCGAGGCGGAGAUCAAGGCGCGUGGCGAGGAGAUUGAUCCCGCCACCGCAUUCGACUCCAACUGCAUCACGCCGGGCACGCCCUUCAUGGACCGGCUGGGGCGGCACCUGCGCUUCUUCGUGCGCCGCAAGAUGGCGGAGGACCCUGUGUGGCAGAAGCCCAACGUCAUCUUCAGCGGCCACGAGGUCCCUGGAGAGGGGGAGCACAAGAUCAUGGAGUACAUCAGGUGGCAGAAGCUGCAGCCGGGGUACCCCCCGAACCAGCGCCACUGCAUGUACGGCCUGGACGCUGACCUCAUCAUGCUGUCACUGGUGACGCACGAGCCGCACUUCUGCCUGCUGCGAGAGGUGGUGGCGUUCUCGGGGCGCUCCCGCGGCCAGCCGACGCGCGAGACGCUGGACAACCCCUGCGCUGAGAACUUCAUCCUCUUCCAGAUCGGCCUGCUGCGCGAGUACUUUGAGGUCGAGUUCGGCCUGGUGGGGCAGCUGCCCUGGGCCCCAGGCGGCUUGGUGGACGUGGAGCGCGUGGUGGACGACUUUGUGCUGUUCUGCAUGCUGGUCGGGAACGACUUCCUGCCGGCCCUGCCCACCAUGGACAUCGCGGAGGGCGGCCUCAACAAGCUCAUCACCAUGUACAAGGACGCGCUGCCGCAGCUGGGCGGCUACCUGACGGAUGCGGGUGACCUGCACCACGGCCGCCUGGAGGUGCUGCUAAGGCAGCUGGCAGAGCUGGAGAUGGCCACGCUGCAGGAGCGCGCGGAGGACACCGAGUGGUUUGAGAACAAGAAGCAGAAGCGCGGCGGCGGGCGCGGAGGAGGCGGCGGCGGCGGCAGCGGCACGGGCGCGAGCCUGGGUGGCUUUGGGAAGCUCCGCGACCCGGGCCUGGCGGCGCUGGAGGGCGGCCUGCUGGACCCCCUGGCCGGGGCGGCCCUGGAGGACGAGGAGGACGAGGAGGAGGCCAAGGCGCAG